CGCCACGGCCGGCGGCGGCCCGGCGGCGCGCCCGAGGCGGCGACGGAAGGAAGCGGCGGGGACGGCCACGGCCGCGGAGGAGGCGGGAGCCGGGGAAGAGGCGGCGCUUACGGGCACCGRGGAGGCGGGGGCCGGGGCAGGCGGGAGCCUCGGGGUCGCGGAGCAGCGCCGCCGCCCAGCGCCCAGCAGCACCGGCGGGUAGAGCAAGAUGAUGAUACUGAAUCACAACAUGAAGAAGAGAAGGAAGAAGUGAAAUGUUAUUCAAGAAGAAAGGUAUUUUCCAACUGGGGCCGCUAUGAGGAUACAGAAAAAGAGGGACAGAGUGAAUGUGGGGAGUCACAGAGAGGAACAGACUUCAGUGUUUUGCUUAGCUCAGCAGGAGAUUCCUUUACCCAGUUUCGAUUUGCUGAUGAAAAAGAGUGGGAUAAAGAAAGUAUAUGCCAUAAGCAGUUCUCUGCACUUUCUGUUGACUGCCAGUCUUUGGUCCAGGCCCUUCAGGAAUUGCCUCUGCAUCUGAGGYUGAAUGUACCUGCUGACCUUGUGCAGGCAUCAACACCUCAGGAGAUUCCACAGAUGAAAUCUAAAAUUUUUGAAGAUGGGAAGAAGAGAGAGCAGCUAUUUCGACAGUCUCUGGCUCAAAGUGAAACCUUGUUGGUCUCCCAUCCUGUUGGUAAUUCUGUUACUCCUUCAGAACCUGGAAGUAAAAAUGGUUCUAGAGCAAAUGAAAGAGAAUCAUUUCAGAGAGUCCAUCCACUAUCAAAUCAAAACACUGACCAUUUGGAUGAAGAACUAGAUCUUCUCCUGAAUUUAGAGGCUCCCAUUAAUACAGAAGAUAGACCUGUGUCAGGUACAUUACCCUGCAGCGUAUCAACUGAGAAAGAUUUGAAAGUGGAUUGUAAGGAUAAUGAGCCUUUGAAAGUAGAUAGGCCUGAAGAGAAGAGCACAUCAUCCCAGCAACAGCAAGGUACAUCUAAAGAUGUUACUGAAGAGGAGCUUGAAGAUUGGCUGGACAGCAUGAUUGCCUGAAGCUCACAUUUUCUCAUAUGAAUAAUUGAAUAUAGCAAACAUGACAUAGAAAGUUGGCGCUUUCUUUAUUUCCUUUUUAUUUCCUUUCUCUGUAUGCCAAAUGCCUGGGCUUUUUUGCUGGCACUUAAAAUUUUGUGCAACCAAAACUAAUUUAGAUGAGUUUGAAAAUUGUUGAAGACUAAUGAUGUAUUUAGAAAGGUCUAAAACUUGUGGUGAAAUUAAGAGUUUUCUUUGCUAAAGAAGCAGGCUACAGUGCACAAAGAGAACAGUUAUUUCAGCUUGUACUUGCUUGAUGUAGUCCUUAAAAUAAAGCUGUGGAUGAACAAUGAAUACAUGUGUUUUUAGUCACCAUUGUCACAGAACUCCAUAUUGUAGAGAAAAGGGAAAGAUGACAGCAACAGUAAUAUUUGGUUUGUAAUACUUUAUUGCAGUGGGCACUUUUUAUUAGAAGAAAAAAAAAUGCAUAAUCUUAGCAACUUCUACUUGCAGGUGACCAUAGAGCGUUGUUUUAUCUUGGCCUAAGAUUUAAAUUGUGUUCAUUUUGAUACAGUGUAUGUCUUUUAAGAGCAGCAUCUAAUAAGCUGUCGUUGAAGGUAGUGUAUAAACAAACUUCAAGUGCAGUUUGAUACAGAAAGACAGAAAAGCAAUACAGUUAAUGGGUCUGUUCAUCUAGAACACUAACAGAAAUAAAAAGUUUGCAUAGCUAUGUCUACAGAGGUUUUAAGGCACUUUAAUGUUUCAAGGUUGACAAAGUGUUUGAAAAUGAUUUCUUUUUAACUGCUUAAAGCUUUUCAAACUGUAUCUUAAUACAUUCACUAGCAAAUACUAUGGGGAAAAACUGGAUAGCAGUUAGUUGGACUAUUUCUUCUGAGGUACUACGGCCUCUGAUGUUCAAGUUCUUCAAUGUCAAAUGUGCAAUUAAGAUGCCUUUUAGCCCUUUCAACUGUACUGCCAAACACCAGGUUAAUGAUGUGGUUAAAAAGUUGUUAUAAUUUUAGGCCAUGUUUGAACUGGAAGGCUUAAAUUAAUCUGGCAUAGUUUUUUCCUAAUUAAAAUUCCAACAAAAACCUGUUUCAUACAUGGUAGGUACAAAAAGCCUCUGAAAUAGUGUCAAAUUUUAUCUGUGUCUUGAAAUUUAAAGACAUUUAAAGCAAAUACAAGCUGUGAAAUUACACCAUGAAAAGUAU
Malurus melanocephalus (red-backed fairy wren) is the source of this 2213-nucleotide messenger RNA. It is a transcript of the gene AVEN, whose product is annotated as apoptosis and caspase activation inhibitor. Gene Ontology annotation, biological process: negative regulation of G2/M transition of mitotic cell cycle. The transcript has 6 exons. The annotation marks the transcript as partial. The record is from RefSeq and is a predicted model, not a curated record. Lineage: Eukaryota; Metazoa; Chordata; Aves; Passeriformes; Maluridae.